AUGCCUCCAAUAGCUGGUAGAAGUGAUAACAAGACACAAUCAGCUAGUAAUUCAAGUAAAUCUAAAGUACAAAAGCCACUGGCACAAAAAGAGUCUAUACGGCCUAAAAGUCAAUCGAAUGUUACUUCUAAUAAUAUUCGUUCAUCUUAUCCGUCAAAAGGUAAUGAAACAGUAUUAAGAUCGAAAUCAAAUGAUAUACUUGAUAAUAAUAACAAUAAUCGUCUUGUUCAGUUAAAUGAUUAUUCUACAAAAGAAUUACUCUCAUAUUAUCGGCAUAAAGUUGAAAUGUUAACUGAAGAUCAUGAAACAUUUCAACGACGAUUAGAUAAAAUUCAUGAUGCUAUUGGUAAUCAAGAAGCGCUUAGCUUAGAAUUAAAUCAACGUGAUGCGGAGAUUUCAGAACUUCAAAGAGCUUUAUCCGAUAUGCAGGUUUAUCUUUUUCAAGAACGUGAACAUGUUCUACGUUUAUAUGCAGAAAAUGAUCGUUUAAAAAUUCGUGAACUUGAUGAUCGAAAGAAAAUACAACAUUUACUACAGUUGUCUAAUUUAGGGCCAAGUGAAGUAACUUACUUUGUAAAACAGCCUUUUACAAAAUCACAAGAUGAACAACAGAAUACACUUAAUAAUGUAGCCGAUGAAAAUGCUAUCGAUGGUGAAGAUAAUCAUCAGCAGCAUAACCAGAAGUCAUCAUGGAUUUCAGCUAUCGCUGUUAAACCAAUCAUUCCAACAGCUCCAUCUCAUGGUGUUAUGGAGUUUACUGCAUCAGGAAAAACAGUUUUAAAACCAAGUACAAAUCAAACAAAAUCAAAUCAUGCAACUAGUACUGAACCAGCCCCAAUAUCUUCUAAGUCUGAUUCAGUAUCUCGUACAGAACAUGAAGCUGUAUUAAGAGAACUUGAAAUGUCAAAAUCUUCGCUAAGAGCCUUACAAACACAAUUGGAAGAACAAACACGCAAUGCACGUGAACAAAUUGAUUCACUUAUGGAAGAUCGUAAAGCUAUGCAAGAGGAAGCUGAUAGUUUACGUAAACGUAAUGAAGAGAAGGCACGUGUAUCCUCAGAACAGCUUAAACGUUGUCAAGAAUUAUUAUAUGAUAGUACUAAAGAAUUCUUAGCACAAAGGAAUCAAUUUCGUCAAGCUGAAAAAGUAUGGAUUGCUGAGAAAGAUAAAUUAUUAAGUCAGAUAGGCACGAAAAAAUUUAAUUCUACUGGUGUCAGUGCAUCAACUGUCUCUGUUAUGAAAACUGAUGGACGUAAUCUCACUGAUCCAUUGGCUGACAGGAUAAAUAAUCAUAAUAAUUAUACUAAUCCUAUGGAUUUAUUAAAUAAUGCUAAUAUACAAAGUUUAGAAUCCCGUGCAUGGGCUGAAGUAAAUCAACAAAAACAGAUACAAUUAGAGAAAACAAUUCAAAAUUUAGAAAAUCAAUUGGAUCAACAACAAAAACUGUCUGAUAUGUAUAGAGAUCAAGUUAUUCAAUUAGAAGAAGAAUUAGUUCGUGCACGUGAAGAAGGCGUUCUUUCGAAAGAUCUCUUCAAAGAUCAAGCUCAUAAACUUCAUGAACGUGUACAGGUUAUGUCACAACGUUAUCAAAAUUUAGAACGUAGACGUCAAUUAGAAAUGGAAGGUUAUCGUACUGAUAUUAGUACAUUACGUAAAAAAUUAAAAGAAGUUGAAAGACAAUUAUUAAAGUUAACUCUUGGUUUUACGGAUGGAAUCAAUCUACCAGAAUCAGUCAAUGGGAAUAACAAUAAAGACAUUGAUAUAGCACUACUGAAACAAGUUAAAGCAUCUACAACUCGAUCGAAUCAAAUAAUGAAUGAAUUGAAAAAUCUUAAAUUGAAAAUGUAUUCACUUGAAGAUGAGCUACGUAAAAUUUAA
Messenger RNA from Trichobilharzia regenti, 1878 nucleotides. Lineage: Eukaryota; Metazoa; Platyhelminthes; Trematoda; Strigeidida; Schistosomatidae. The record is from the annotation of a GenBank genome assembly.